This is a messenger RNA of Lepisosteus oculatus (spotted gar), 3100 nucleotides long. RefSeq names its product histone H3-like centromeric protein A. Gene Ontology annotation, molecular function: DNA binding; structural constituent of chromatin; protein heterodimerization activity. Gene Ontology annotation, cellular component: nucleosome. The record is from RefSeq and is a predicted model, not a curated record. Lineage: Eukaryota; Metazoa; Chordata; Actinopteri; Semionotiformes; Lepisosteidae.
AUAUCGGAAAUUCUGCAAAUAGUUUCUUUGCAUUUUAGAGUAGUCUAAGAAAACGCUGUGCUCAUGACGCCAUAAAAUAAUAACAAGGAAUGACUUAUUACCCUGUAGCUUGAAAAUGUAAAAGAUAAUCCUAAAGUUGUUUGUCAUUAUUCCAUCCAUAUGUUCUGUAAGUAAUAAAAAGUGAGCGAACAACUGAUUUACAUGGAGUGACAAAGAAAUAAUAACAACAAAAUGUAUUUUCUGUUAUUGCUGCUCUCAGGGCUCAGCACAGCAAAAUGGUGAAUCCAAGAGCUUCUACACGCAAGAGGAAGGCCGUGGCCCCUAAGCGCCAAGAUCUCCUCCCUCCUUUACCACCCCAGCGAUCCGAAAGACCAGGGACCAGUGCUAUGAUGGAGGUCAGCCCGGUCCAGGAACCUACUAACAAGCAGCUACGCAGGGGCCCUUCCACCAGAGCAACUCAGCAGAGCAAAAUACAAAAUCAGGAAAAGCCAGGUUCUGCUCGUAAGAGGAAGGCUGAGGUCCCUCAGCGCCAAGUUCCUCCCCCUCCGCCACCACCCCAGAAAUCUGACAGUGCAGGGGAGAAGCCAGUGAAAAAGUGUAGGUACCGUCCAGGGUCCCGCGCUUUGAUGGAGAUUCGCCGGUACCAGGAAUCCACUAAUCUGCUUCUACGCAAACGCUCCUUCGCCAGAUUGGUACGCGAGGUGUGUAAGCAGAUGUUUCUGAUGGAUUACAGAUGGCAGGGCAUCGCUAUCACCGCGCUUCAAGAGGCUGCAGAGGCGUUCCUAGUGCGGCUCUUCCAGGACUCCUACUUGUGCUCAUUGCAUGCCAAGCGGGUCACCCUGUUCUCCAGGGACGUCCAGCUGGCCCGCCGUAUCCGGGGUCCUGAGGACCGCGUGUGAGGAGCCAGUCCAGCACCGUUCAGCAGGAUGGCCACAAUGUCUGGAUAUUUGUCAGACUUUGUAACAGGUGUUGUAUUUCCACAAGUUCUGUUAAGUUGGAAAUGAUUAUGUUCGAUUUUUGAGCUCCUGUUGAAAACUUUUCUAUGUUAUGCAAAGACUGUAUUUGAAAUUGUUACAGUAUGUUCUGUUGUUUGAAUUUUUAUGAUGUCGAAAUAGUGGCUUGAAUUCUGUGCCUAAGAAUACCAAUAGUUUUUAUUUGCGAGCAAUUUUCAAAGUCCUGUACUAUAGCUCACAUAAUACUGAGCCUGUUACUGACUUUUUCAAGAAAAGACACAUUGGAAGUGGUAGUUUUAAGUAGUAUGUGGGAAAGUGGUUUGCGGUAAGGAAAAGGAAAAAGAGUUAUAUUAGUUUCUAUUUUGUUUUACAGGGUUAGUCAAAGUGCGGUUGUUAAUGUUGACGGUUUAUUACAAAUUAGUUACAUGGGUAACUGACAAAAAAGAUUUCAAAUUAAAGCAUAAAUGUCAAAGAUUCUAACAGUUGCAGUCCUUCUGUGGAGGAGAAAAUAAUGCUUCAGUAAAGUAAUUGACCUUUAUACUUGUCUACAGCAACCCUGUUUCUACUAAAGGUUUUUUGUAGAUUGUGUUUUUAUUUAUUGUGUUUGAUAUUAUGUAAUUUAUGGUUAUUAUGUUUGUAUUGUAAUUUUUGCAAAUAAAAAAAAAACAGGUGUCAAAAUAGCAGACUUUAAGCUGACGGGACGUUAGGAGGUCUUUACUUAACAAAGGAUCAAAAACAGGAAGUAAGAUUAAACACACCGCUGUGGAGGUGCAGGAUGAAGGAUUGUGAGGUGCCAGAGCUGGGGUAGGUGUCCAAAUAGGUCUAAUAAAAUAUGGGAUACAAAAAUAUACCAUAUUACAGUUUUUCUCAGCUGCUCAAAUUAAAUUCCUGAAACAUACUUUUUCAAAAUGGUUAAUGCAAGUCCCGCAAAUUAAGUGUGAUUUGAGAAACACUUUUGUCAUUUAUGACUGUGUUUACACAAAAUUCAAAGCACAUUUGUACAAAACAAUGAAUGCAAAUCUGCAGUUAACAGAGUAAGGCUUGUGAAACUAAAUGAAUUAAUUAGUUCACAGCUGAAAGCAACCAGUCCCAUGACUUAAAUCUUACAGAUAACAGCCAAAAUUGUUAUAUCAUCAGUCAAAACUGAAGCAUACAUUUACUGUAUUAGGUUACCAGUGAGUUAGUUUUGCAGAAGGAUGGAGCAGGAACAAGUAGUUGGAAGAAAAAGGGGUCUGAAUGCAUGGUGAUAGUGCUGGGGGGAGAUAAUGGGAAAGAGAAAGGUGGAGUUAUACAAAUACUGUACCUCUAAUGAAAUAAAGGUCACCACAGUCCAAAUCAUGGCUUAGUAGUGACGUGGCAGGACCCUUAUUGGACACGGAGUCAUACUGAAUGUGACAGGACAGUGAGGGGUAAUAUAACCAUGUUACUAUAUCAGAUGUUAUCAUCUUUUGAAUAGCUUUCUGGGAGCAAAGAUAGCCAGUAUUCCAUUUCUGGGCUCUAUUGUAUUGAUUGAUGUCCUGUUUUGCAUCUGAAGCAUGUGCUAAAUCUUUUGAUUUUGUUAGAGCCUUUUGCACCUACCUAUAUUGUCCUGUUUUGCAGAAAGAUGGUUUUGAGGUUCGGUUAACUUUUUGAAAAUGAGAACUUUCAAGAAUUUAUCUCAGGAAAACUGUGUUAAAUUAGCACAUGAGAUUGCAAAUGUCAUUUGCAAUCUCAUGUGCUACAUUAAGAAAAGAAUGCUGCUCUGCUCUGUAGUCAUUCCAGAGCAAGCAGGUACAUUCUGGGGCUUAAAGAAAAUUGACAGGCUUAAGUAAAUUAUUUUUUUAGUCUUGAAGAAUUAUUAAGUUGAGACCCAAUUCAAAUAUUCAAAAUCCUCCAAGAAAGUGAAAAGGACAACCCCGUGGACUUCUUCCAUUGUUUAGUUUUUCUUCUAUUUAAACAGCACAAGAACUGGACAGAAAAGGAAACUACUGUAGGAAGAAGCAAGGGUUAUGAGAAGAGAUGUGGAGGAAGGAAAAGGAUAAACAGCAAGAUGGGGGAAGGAAAACUAUUAUGGAUGGGAAGAAGGAUUUGGGAAUAAAGCCUGUAAUGGUCCACAAAUACUACAGUAUUCAGUCAUUUGUUGAACUGAACAAGUACAGUGGCAACAG